AGUUAGUGCGCCAUCAGAAGUUUAUGUGAGAGUUACUGAAAAGCUUUUUAUAGGAGUCAAACAAGAUUUUAUUUCGCAAGUAGCAACCAGAGAAGCUUUUUAUUUGUCCCAGUCCGGCUUGACUGGUACCAAGGAGGAGGAGGAGGAGGAGAACCGCAGAUCUGUCCCUGCUCUGCGGACUGGUUUGACUUGUCAGGGAUCCUCCGGCAGAGAAUGUUUCUGAGCCGCAGUAAACUCUGACCAGUUGGCUGGAAAAAGAAGCGAACCGAGCAGCGGGAAGAACCGGGGCGAGGAUGGCCGAGCCGGCGUUCAAAACCACCGGAUCCAAGUGGCUGCUGCCCGUCAGUGAGCUGCUGGGUUUCCCUCUGGACCAGGUGAAUUUUCUGGCCUGCCAGCUGUUUGCUCUCUGUGCUGCCUUCUGGUUCCGUCUCUACCUCAGUCCUCGACAUGCCAACCCUCUGGUCCGACACGCCGUGGCCACGCUGCUGGGCAUCGCUUUUCUCAUCUUCUGCUUCGGAUGGUACUCGGCUCACAUUCUGACUGUGGUGUUUGCAAACUACUUGAUCAUUAUCAACAGUGAUAUCAACAAUGUCCACAAGUAUUCCAUGCUGACCGCUAUGGGCUACCUGACAGUAUGCCAAGUGAGCCGAGUCUUCAUCUUCAACUAUGGGAUUCUUUCCACGGACUUCUCUGGACCUUUGAUGAUUGUCACCCAAAAGAUCACCACUCUGGCCUUCCAGCUGCAUGAUGGUAUGUGUAAGAAACCCGAACAGCUGACGUCAGAGCAGAAGCUUAUGGCCAUAAACGUGAGGCCUUCUCUCAUCGAGUACCUGAGUUAUAACCUGAACUUCCUGAGCAUCUUGGUGGGGCCGUGCAGUAACUAUAAGGAUUAUACAGACUUCAUCGAGGGCCGACACAUCAGCAGGAGGCUCAGGCUGCACUCUGGAACCUGUAAUGGACAGAAUGGAUAUGAUAAGACUCCAGAACCGUCACCUACGGAUUCUGUCUGUAGAAAGCUGCUGGUCUGCAGUGGCUGCAUGCUCUUCUUCCUCACUGUGACUCGUUCUUUGCCGAUAAAGUACAACGUCGACCCCGACUUCGUCAGCAGAGCCUCUUUCCUCACCAGGCUCACAUACGCCUUCUUCUCCAUACAAGCUGCGAGGCCCAAAUUCUACUUUGCCUGGACACUAGCUGACGCAGUGAACAACGCUGCCGGUUAUGGUUUCCUGGGGAUGGAUGAAAAUGGAAAACCAUCCUGGGACCUGAUCAGCAACCUCAACAUCAUUGGGAUCGAGACAGCAACCAGCUUCAAGACCUUCAUAGACAACUGGAAUAUUCGAACAGGAAUUUGGCUCAAGACGGUUUGUUACGACCGAGCGCCGAAGCACCGGCUGGCGUUGACCUUCAUCCUGUCGGCUCUGUGGCACGGAGUUUAUCCAGGAUACUACUUCACCUUCCUCACUGCCAUCCCUAUCACUGUGGCUGCCAGAGCUGUGAGGAAGUCUGUUCGCCACCUCUUCCUUGGCUCCAGGGUUUUGAAGUCGGGUUACGACAUCCUAACUUGGGCAGCCACUCAGUUCGCCAUCUGCUACACCGUCAUGCCUUUUCUGCUGCUCGCAGUCGAUGACACUCUGGUUUAUUACAGGUCCAUGUACUUCCAUGUGCACAUCAUCAGCAUUCUGGCUGCGGUCGCCCUCCAUCGGAGACAUAAACCCAGGGAACCCUCGGCCUCCUCAGCUCCGUGCUCAGCCCAGUGCCAGCCUGUUCACUCCAACAACAAUGACAAAGUGGACUGAAAAGCUCCUCUUCACGUUCUUUUACCAGCUGCUCAGAGACAAGUGAGUAUCCCCACAGGGCGACUUAAAAUGGAGAAAACUUUGCGCUAUUUAUUUUUUGGACCGUACGGAGUAAAGAGACAGACGAUGCCAGAUUUGUUACCUGUGGCGCUGAAUUUACACAAGACGAUGCAUCAGACAUGAACUCAGCAGGCUGACUGUACAGAGAAACUCUGAGUGAACGCUGGCCUCCCUCCACUCUUCCCCCCCCCAGCUCCCCACUGUCCUCCACCCCACCUCAGCACCAGCCUGCCCCCUCCAGCAACAAUGCAACAGUGUGAAGACAGAAAUGAGGCUCACUUUCGUUGCUGUCCUCCAUCCGCACUGUCCCACUGACUGGCUGGACUGAAGCCAGCGCAGUGGGAGAGCAGCUCAUAAACAGGCCGCAAAUACCACAAAAACGCGUGCAUAAACAGACGCUGGGAAACAAAUAUGCACAUACUCUCUCUCGGACACGCUUGCACUCGGUCGCACUCGGCCGGCACACAAAGGCCGCUCUUGUGAGGCCACAACAGAGCUCGCCAAGAGGGGCGAGCUGCACCCUCUGCACCCAGAUGAUGUAGAUUUAUGUAAGUUUCAACCCACCGUCGUCUAUCAGUGCAAAACUGUGCACUGUGUCAGUAUUUAUCCCACUGAAAACCUCAUGAAAUACUCAUCAGAUCCUGCAGCUCUGGAAGCAUCGCUAUUUCUGCUGUGGUGGAGUUUUCAGGUCGGACAGCAGCUCCUCCAGGUGAGGAAACUGCAGAAAAAGAAGAAACUUGCACAGUUAACAAAUGAUAAAAUGGUGGAAAUGUUGGAAGCAUAAAAGCACUUUUCACAGUCUAGUCAGCAAUACACUUUCCUGUCUUUUUUUUUUUUUUUUUAAUUUUUUGUAGCAGCAGGGACUUUAACAGUGACACAGUUUCUAAUAUGUUAUCAUGAGUAUGGUGCUGGAAACCUGCUAUCAUGAUACAGUCAGUGAACAAAAAGCUGAGAGGAAAUCCACUUAACUUUUCUCACUUUUUGGACGAUGCAAGAACAGAAAAUAUGACAAAAAACAGCAAGUCAAAUGUGUUUCCUCUGAGUGGUGCUGUGUUGGAUCUGUGGUUCUCUGCAGGAUUAAGAGUCUGUUUUAAGAGAGACAUCUGGUGGUUGUUUGUGUCUCAACUGAGCUGAAUGAAGCGACGAAGGUAAUUUACAUGUGGCUGAAUCAGGCUGUCGUCCUUCAGCAACUUCAUGAGCUGAUUUUUGUUCCACCGAUAUUAUAAUUUAUCAUCAAAAUUCGCAUUUUUCUGUCUCUACUGGUAUUUACUUUUUGCACAGUUGAAGUUGCUGGAUAUUUUGAUCACAGUAGGAAGAAAUUAGCACUGUUGAUGAUGGUUUGGGAGCUUGUGGCACAGUGGUUUGGUUAAUAUUGGUGCUACCUGCAGGCUUUCAGCUGCAUUUAUUCUAACAAGGUUUGCUGGCUAUGCUAAGACGUUGCAAUGCAAGAACUUGAAAUCUCUUUAAAUGGGUUUCCAACGGAAAACGCAUUUUAUUUCCGUGGGUUUAACAUGUUUGUGCACCAGGUUUGCCUAUUUAAUAACACUGGAGAAACAAUCUUAAUGUAUUUUGUUGCCUGCUUUGGAAGAAUGUGCAUUUUCCAGCUAUUUUGGCUCAGUUUAUAUAUUAACUCAGCCCUCUAAUUCCUCCAAUUUCAAACCUCAGAGUAGAGCCAUGUUUUCUUUUAUAUACAGUUUUCCCUCCUGAGAGAUGCAUAAAAAAAGACAUUUCUUAUCUUUGCUGCAGUGUGAAGGAGCAUUGUAUGAUGGAGUCCGGGCACAAAUGAAAUUAACAGUAAUGAUUGAAUAAACGCUGCAGGGGAUUAUUUAAGAUUUUAACUCUGGGGGAGGAAAAUACAAAUUAACCUAAUGAGUCUCCUUUGGCUAAUUCUUCCCUUUAUGACUAAAUCUUUUUAUCUGCAGCCAUGUUGGAUUAAAGAUGCCACCAGUUAAUUUUUUGUUGAUUAUGUUUGAAUGCACAUUAUCAGCUCUUAUGGAGUUAAUGAAGUGUCAAUAAUGAAGCCCUGAGGGCCCAAACACUGGCAAUUUCUUUUGCAAGAUGCUAUUUUGUUAGCAACUCUAAACUUUUAGACCUGAAAGAAAAAGAAAUCUGAUGAUAGUACACUUAAACGAGGGACGUAAUUCGUAGUACGGCUUUGCUAUAAUAAUAAAAGUCUAAUACCAUUUUGUAAAACAGAGUAAUUGGAACUGUCCAUAACUUUAAAUUUGUCUACAUGUUUUUAGAGCAGAACUGAGCAAUGAGUGACAAAUAUACAGUAUGAAUCUGUUGUCAGAAUGAGCAGCUAUUUGAGUGAUUUAAUAAUGAAUUAUUUUUUGUGUGUGUGUGUGUUUUGCAGAUGUGUGUGUUAUCUAAAUGUACUGACUGUGAGAGUGUAUGUGAAUUAUUUUAUUACAAGCUUGCUUCAUUUUAGUAUUUGUUCGUGCGGAGGAAUGAGUGGUAUCAAGAAAUCUAA
Molecule: messenger RNA, 4329 nt
Organism: Amphiprion ocellaris (clown anemonefish)
Lineage: Eukaryota; Metazoa; Chordata; Actinopteri; Pomacentridae
Gene: mboat1
Product: membrane bound O-acyltransferase domain containing 1
Exons: 13
Coding region: 294-1796 (500 amino acids)
Biological process (GO): lipid modification
Cellular component (GO): membrane
Molecular function (GO): acyltransferase activity
Source: RefSeq, a predicted model, not a curated record